GGUAUAAGUUAUUCGCAGUAAAUGGUGGACAGUAGAUUGGCCAUCCGGACCCAGUUUUAACGAAAUAAUAAAGAUAUGCUUUUAUAUACGACUGUCAUGUUUCUUUCUCUAUAAUACGAAACAAGGACCUUAUUAAAUACUACAACUUGGAAGAAUAUUAAUAGCAGCUCACUUCAGGUUGCAACCUAUAGCUUUAUCUCUCUCUCUCUCUCACACUCAAAUGGAAAAACAAAUCAACAUAGAGAGUAGUGUUACUCAUCAUCAAGACAAUGUAACAACCUCCACCGUUGCCCCCAUGACAUCUUCGUCGGAAUCUUGGUCUUCAUCCAAAAGAGCGUUAGUGCAGGACAAUGAAGCUGGCGGAAAACGUAGGAAGAGCAACGGUCGAGAUGGUAACGAGAAUCCGACGCCGUAUAGAGGAGUAAGGAAGAGGAGCUGGGGAAAAUGGGUGUCAGAGAUUAGAGAGCCAAAGAAGAAGUCAAGAAUAUGGCUUGGGACUUAUCCAACGGCUGAGAUGGCAGCUCGAGCUCAUGAUGUAGCGGCUUUAGCCAUUAAAGGCAACUCCGGUUAUCUCAAUUUCCCUGAAUUAUCCGGUUUGCUUCCUCGUCCGGUUAGCUGCUCUCCCAAGGAUAUACAAGCUGCAGCUGCCAAAGCCGCAGAAACCACAUGGAAAGAACCGGUUAUCCAUGAGAAACUUGUCGAGGAGCUAAGCCAUUCUGAGUUGUCUACGGCUGAUCAGUCUUCGACUUCCAGCAGUUUCAUUUUUUCUUCGGACACUUCGGAGACUUCGAGUACGGACAAGGAAAGCAACGAAGAGACGGUGUUUGAUUUGCCGGAUCUUUUCACGGAAGGACUUCUCAACCAAAAUGACGAGUUUCGUUAUUACGACAGCACGUCCACAUGGCAGCUUUUCGGAGAUGAUGUGGUGUUCCGGCUUGAAGAGCCGUUCACUUGGCUAGAUGUAUAGUUCCAUGCACGAUGGUUUUACUUUUAACUAAUUUUCAGUAUAUAUAUUUUUUGUUUUUCGUUAUGUUUUCUACAUUUGAGUGUGUUAUUAAUUACUUUGCGAUAAAAUGAGCUCGUUUUGAAUAAUUGUCAGUGUUUCAAAAUUGAAGUAAUGUAAGUGAAUCUAAUAAGUGGCAGUGGCAUAACG
Molecule: messenger RNA, 1153 nt
Organism: Brassica napus (rape)
Lineage: Eukaryota; Viridiplantae; Streptophyta; Magnoliopsida; Brassicales; Brassicaceae
Product: ethylene-responsive transcription factor ERF035
Exons: 1
Coding region: 221-967 (248 amino acids)
Biological process (GO): regulation of DNA-templated transcription
Molecular function (GO): DNA binding; DNA-binding transcription factor activity
Source: RefSeq, a predicted model, not a curated record